Molecule: messenger RNA, 1035 nt
Organism: Lolium rigidum
Lineage: Eukaryota; Viridiplantae; Streptophyta; Magnoliopsida; Poales; Poaceae
Exons: 3
Coding region: 11-814 (267 amino acids)
Source: RefSeq, a predicted model, not a curated record
UGAUUCUCUUAUGGAAUUGACGCUGAAAAAACUGCACGGAUUGGAGCAGCUCACUGUUAUCGCACCGGCACUCCUAUCGUUAUGUGUGAUCAUCUGCUUCCUUCCCAGUAAGAAUCAACCGGUUGCAAGCAUCUCUGCUCCUCAGCUAGUGUCCCUCAUUUGGUCGGAUCACUAUGAUCCAAGAUUCACCCAGCUUGGCAAGAUGGAAAAUCUACAGCGCUUGAGCACCUACCCUUUUUUCGUAUAUGGGCAUAACGAUUCACAUAAAGUAGUCAAUAGCUACACUAUGAAGCUUUUGUCGCACUUUAAGCUCAUCCAGACUCUGAGUUUCAAGCUUGUCUAUCGGCUGGAAAUUACUAACCAUGAGUACUUGAUGGAAGACAUUACAAGGCUACCAAAUAUUGUGGACAUGAACCUGCAUAUAGAACCAACAGGACAUUCCUUUGGAACCAGUUUAUUCCAUCUCCUCAGUAUGUGUACUGGUGUCAGGAAGCUGACUAUUACACUUGACUGCAAAACUAGCCAUCCGGUACAAACUGCGUGCUCAGCAGGCUGUGUUUGCGAUCAGACCCCUAACUGGAAAACUGAGGAACUCACGCUGAGUUGCCUCAAAAACGUAAGAGUUAGUAGGUGGGGAGCAACUGACCAUGAAGCUGCUCUUGUGAAACGGUUACUCAAGUGGGCAACAGUGCUAGAAACCAUGAGAAUAACUUUUGACCGCUCAGUUGCCGAAAGCAAGGCCAGGGAGUUCUGUCAGAUGCUACAAAGCUUCUCGAGGCCAGAAGUAUGUAUGAAAGGGAAACACUUCGCUUGAUCUAGUUGUACCGUGGCACAUAGCACCACUUUGCAUGUUCGAGAAGAUUGACCGUUGGCUGGUGAUCGUUUUGUGGUUCUUAUAUGUCUCAUCUGAGUAUCGACUGCAAUGUCUGAAUGUCAGGAUCAAGUACACCCUUCGGUGAUGUAAAGAGGCUGUACCAGUUGCACCUUUUGCUACUAUCUUGUAUACGUUGCAGGAUGUACUAGACUGUUUAAACA